UGAGCGGAAGAAACGACGUUGGACAAGAAACCACAACCACGACACGCACAACCACAGCCACAACCACAAGCGCAACUUCUACCAGUUCUACAACAACAGCCGAAGCUAGGAGGACAUCAGGAUCCAGACCUACAACUUCAAGUGCUUCAACAUCAACAUCAUCUACCUGUAAACCAGUGAAGUGUAGAGUGACUUCGUACAGCAUUCGUCUGCC
Amoebophrya sp. A25 is the source of this 214-nucleotide messenger RNA. The record is from the annotation of a GenBank genome assembly. Lineage: Eukaryota; Dinophyceae; Syndiniales; Amoebophryaceae.